Akanthomyces muscarius is the source of this 297-nucleotide messenger RNA. RefSeq lists its product as uncharacterized. Lineage: Eukaryota; Fungi; Ascomycota; Sordariomycetes; Hypocreales; Cordycipitaceae. The record is from RefSeq and is a predicted model, not a curated record. Bases 1 to 297 code for a protein of 98 amino acids. The transcript is spliced from 2 exons.
AUGGAGGCGUAUCGCGUGGCUGAAGCUGGCAACGCGUUAGGAGAGAAGGUUCCGAGCGCCUCUACGAAGCAACGUGUGGAGGCUCACGAGGAAUGCUUAUGUAACCUACUGAGACAGCUUCCUUCUCACCACCAAUGUCAAUCCAAGCACGAACACUCGCUGCUUGCUGAUGUGAACUUGGAUGGUAAAUACUUAGUUCAAAAUUGUCCGCCUACGCCUACAGUUCAGGCUUGUUUGCCAGACACUGAUUAUACCCGUUCAUACGCAGAGUGGCAACAUUCAGUAUCUGAGAGCUAG